Molecule: messenger RNA, 4738 nt
Organism: Sinocyclocheilus anshuiensis
Lineage: Eukaryota; Metazoa; Chordata; Actinopteri; Cypriniformes; Cyprinidae
Product: RNA polymerase II subunit A C-terminal domain phosphatase-like
Exons: 13
Coding region: 356-3124 (922 amino acids)
Cellular component (GO): nucleus
Molecular function (GO): RNA polymerase II CTD heptapeptide repeat phosphatase activity
Source: RefSeq, a predicted model, not a curated record
GUAAAUAAAGCGGGAAUAAUUGGCGUUGUAUUUUUGUUUUGUUUUUGGCUAUAGUUCUCAAACUUCCAAUCAUUAUGCGCUCCACACUCCUAUCCAGUAGGUGGCGGGAAUGCACCAUUUAAGUUGGUUUGCCAACCGCCAUUAAAUUUAAAAGAAGAAGAAGAAGUCUCCCGGAAGUGGAACGACUCGCGCUCGUGCUGCAGCCUUGUGUUUCCUGUUUACGGGCGGGAAGAGUGAACCUGCGCCUCAGCCUGUCCUGCAUUACAGCUCAUUUUCAUCGCUGCGCGCCUCAGUGUUGUUGUUUUUACUCCUUUCAUUAACUCUCAUCGAACGCUUGGUGCGCUUUAAAGCGCUGAUGGCGGAGCCCGCGGACUCCGGCGGUGGAGCGGCAGCGGAGGGCCCCGCGGCGCGGGUGACGGAGGUCCGCUGCCCUGCGGGAGAGCGUCCGCUGCGGCUGCUCGAGUGGAAGGUGAAGCCCGGAGCUCUGGUCAACGUCGACUCCGUCAUCGCGGUUUGCGCGCCAAUCGCCGCCGAGAGCGAGUCCAGAGCGGCCGAGAGGAAGCUGAAGUCAGACCGCGCUGGAGCUGUGCGGGAGCUGUGCUGUCAGCUCGGACAGGUCAUCGCGCCCGGGAGUGUAAUAGCAAAAGUGGAAGAAUGCAGCCAUCCUGUUGUAAUGAAGGGCUUGUGUGCCGAAUGUGGCCAGGACUUAACUCAACUACAGAGCAAGAAUGGCAAGCAGCAGGCGCCCAUCUCUACGGCGACCGUUUCCAUGGUGCACAGUGUUCCCGAGCUGAUGGUCAGCUCUGAGCAAGCAGAGCAGCUUGGCCGAGAGGACCAGCAAAGACUUCACAGGAACAGGAAGUUAGUGCUGAUGGUGGAUCUGGACCAAACGCUGAUCCACACCACUGAACAGCACUGCCAGCGCAUGUCCAACAAGGGAAUCUUUCAUUUCCAGCUGGGACGGGGGGAGCCUAUGCUUCAUACACGACUGCGGCCUCACUGCAAAGACUUUCUAGAAAAGAUCGCCAAACUCUAUGAGCUGCACGUCUUCACCUUUGGCAGCCGUUUAUACGCUCACACCAUUGCAGGUUUUUUAGACCCUGAAAAGAAGCUCUUCUCUCAUCGCAUCAUGUCUAGAGAUGAAUGCAUUGACCCCUUCUCUAAGACAGGCAACCUCAGAAACUUGUUCCCCUGUGGAGACUCCAUGGUGUGCAUCAUAGACGAUAGAGAGGACGUGUGGAAGUUUGCUCCCAACCUCAUCACAGUGAAGAAAUAUAUCUACUUCCAGGGCACCGGUGACAUCAACGCCCCACCCGGUUCACGAGAGGCCCAGAUGGCCAGAAAAGGUAACCAGGCUGGGCGACCUGCAGAGAACCUGGAAUCGUCAGGACAGGAGGAACAGAGAAACGGCCUCAGGAUAUCCAGCAAGGACCGAAAAACUGGGCAUGAGGAGUCGUCCCCCUCUGCCACCACCACUCAGGGAGCACCAGCCAAUGAGAGGACUCACCCCGCAGGGGAACGGCCCAAUGACAGCACCGAUUUAACUGACAAGUGUAAUGUGAAAGCGGAGGGGGAGGGCAGCUCAGGUGAGACUGACACCCCAAAUGCUGCUGCUGAUGCCGCUGCCAACGACCUGGAUUUUGACCUUUCGAGCGACAGCGAAAGCGAGGGUAAAACAGGAUUAUCUGACAGCGAUGGCGAAGGACGGCCGGUGGAUGCUGGGAAAGCCAAACAAAGCCAAACAAAAACCGAGGAGUGUAAAAGCAAAGAGGAUGGUGAGGAAGGGGACAAACAGAGGACAGAGGGGGACGAUGUUCCAGAAACAGAUCCCGAGGGUCUCGGUGAUUUGGGCAACGGCUGUUCUGACAAGAAAGAAGUGGAAACAGAGUCUCAAAACAGCGAGCAGUCAGGCGUCACAAUGGGUGAGGAGUCUUUAGAUCACAGUAUGGACGAUGAGGAAGAGGAAGACAUGGACCAGGACGACCACCUCAUUUACUUGGAGGAGGUUUUGGUUCGCAUCCACAGUGAGUAUUACUCACGCUACGAGGCCUUCCUCACGAAAGAGAGUCCAGAGAGUCCGGACAUACGGAAGAUCAUUCCCGAACUGAAGGGCCACGCGCUGGCGGGCACCACCAUCAUCUUCAGUGGCUUGUAUCCCACCAACUACUCAAUGGAGCGCACGAGGGAGUGGUACCACACCAAGGCGCUGGGUGCCAAGCUUGGCAAGACCCUGGUGCUCAAUGCCAAAGACCCAAACCUCACCACCCACCUUAUUGCUGCACGUGCAGGUACCGAGAAAGUUCGUCAAGCUCAGGGCUGUAAACAUCUCCAUGUGGUGAAUCCUGAUUGGUUGUGGGCCUGUUUGGAGCGCUGGGAGCGAGUCGAGGAGCGACUCUUUCCGCUGAAUGAGGACUAUAACAAAUCACACAGGAGCAAUAGUCCCGCCAUGUUUCCAGACAUCCCCGGGUCCGUCCCAAAGCCUCUGUUCCAGGGCCCUCCUGUUCAGCAGAAGCCCCUGUCAGCGCUGGAAAUGCGGACAUAUGACCCCGUCACUGGCAAACUGAUCCGCCGGGGUCCCCAGGCCUCCCGUCCACCCUCUUAUCUGCACUCGCAUGGAUCGUCCAUGUCAGCCAAGGGAGAUCUGUCCAGCCGCAGGUCAGCUCAGGGGUCUCAGCAGACGGAUGAGGCUGCAGGAUCGAGUCCUGACGAUGAGCAGCCUGGACCUUCCCGCAGGAAACGCCAGCCCAGCAUGUCUGAAACCAUGCCGCUCUACACACUCUGCAAAGAAGACCUGGACAGCAUGGACAAAGAGGUGGAUGACAUCCUCGGGGAAGAGCGGCCCCACACAAGCAAGCAGAAGGCCCCAGCAUCAGACCACACCCCGCCACUGGCCACUGUUGUUGAGGAAGCAGCCCAAACAUCGACCAGAGAAGAAGUCUGUGUAACAGGGAAUGUGCCAAGGGGCCACAAAAGGAAACUGGAGGAGGCCAGAGAAGAUAACGCCGAUAAUGAUGAUGAUGAUGGCUGCUCCAGUAAAGACUCCAAUGAGGAUGAGGAGGGCAGCAGCUCGGAGGCUGAUGAGAUGGCUGCUGCGCUGGAGGCGGAGCUAAAUGAUUUCAUGUGAGCUGAUUGGAUGACGAUGCAUAUGAACUAUUCUGUGUUCUCAUAAGGUACCUGAGACAAAACAUGCGUUUGUGUCGCUGUUAUACAGCGCAAGUAAGUGUGUGCGUGUGUGUGUGUGAAUAAAACGAAUGGAUUUACAAAGUAGAUAGAUAUGUACAGAUAGAGUUUUAGUUGGACAAGUCCAACACAGUCAUUUUAUUGUGAAUUUACUUACAGUACGUAGAGGUGUGGGUGAAGUAUAGCUUCUGUGUCUGAUGUUUUACUUAGUUUCUGUUCCAAAAUAAAUUUUUAUAUAAAUGAAAUGAAAUAUUUCAACUAAUUGGUAAUGAAUGCCAAAGAGUCUGAAGCGGGUCUGCAGCUGAGAGCUGAGAGAUGUUUGGAAGGGUUUGUGGUCCUCACCAGCAGUCAAACUCAGACGUCCAAAUGUGUCCAGUGUCGUCUCUUUCCUUUGGUUUCGUACGUCGUUUCGUGACUGACACUGUGCUGCACCAAUCCCAGAAUACCAGCACCUUUAGACACGCCCACAGCCACUAUUACCAAAAAACUCACAACUGCUACACCACGUGAAGAACUGCUGAGAACAUGAAAUGUAAAAUCAGUUCAUCGGUAAUAAGCGUGCAACAAAAGAUCUUAUUUACACCGUUAUGGUUCGCGACUGAUUUGUUACGAUUGUUUGCAUAUUAAAGGAGUAGUUCACAACAAUUGCUUUUAUAGUUCUGUCAUCAUUUACUCACCCUUGUGUCGUUACAAAGCAAGAAACACAAAAUGAGAUAUUAGGCAGAAUGUCUGAGCUGCUUGUUUCAUACAGUGUUAAUGCCACAGUCCAAAAUGAGCACCUUACAUAUCCUUUACAAAUCCAUAAUUUACAUCUUCUGAAGCCAUAAGAUAGCUUUAUGUGAAGAAAAUACAGGAAAGUCUUUGUCCUCUUAAAAGUUUAACAUCAUGAAAUUUGGUCACAAAUGGAUAUCAGUGCACCAUUUUAAUAGUCCAUAUGGCUUUUCAGAUCGUAGAUAAAACAGCUGCUCAGACGUUCUGCGCCUUUUUUCAUUUUUUACAAAAGAAAGGAGACACUUUGGAACAGCAUGAGCGAGAGUAAAUGAUGACGGACUUGUCAUGUUUGAGUGAACUGUUCCUGUAACUACCUGCAAAUUGAUGCUUCUGAUCUUAAUGCUCCUAAGAUGACAUUGAAAUGCCACUUUUUACUCUGUGAUGUCAGCGUACCGAUAUCUUCAUUUGGCUUCAGGUGCUGAUAGUGAACACUGUGGCAGCGUUAAACCGGGUGUUUGGUUGGCUCUCGUGCCACCCUGAACCAUCACUGUACACACUGAUCAGAUCUGGACAUGUAGGCAUCAAGACUACCCGUCUAAGACCAGUCUCAUGAAUUCACUGGAUCUAGCUGGUUUUCUUCUGCCGAGCUGCUUGAACGAUGAGACGUCCAGAUCUAACUCAGUUUCAAAUGUUUCUCAGAGGUUUGUGCACCUCAUCUGUCUGUGUUGUUUUUGACUGAUUUGACGGAUUUUCUUUCACUUUCAUUGUGGUGUUGUUAUUUUCAACAAUGUAAAGUAUUUGUAUAAUCUAUUUCGUACUUGACAAAGAAAAUGCUUUUCAUUUAAUA